AUGGACCAGCCGUUAUUUAAAGUCGAAUUCAUUGCUGAUGAAGACGAUUCCAGCACUUUGGAAGCAAUUGCACCGAGUUCCGGCAAAGAUGACGUUGACUACUUGUUCCCUGCAGCAGCAACAACAACAGAUCCAACGGAAUCCAAUCCUGAAGUUCAAUUGACACAGUCACAAACGGAAUGCAUAAAACGUAUUCGGAAUUAUCUAUUCGCAUUGACGAAAUCUGUUCCAUGGACGACUUUCACCGAGGAGAUAGACAAUCUGUUGAAGAAUACGAUUCAACCAUCGAUUAUCGUACAGAAUACCGAACUCGUGGAAAUAAUCGCACAACGAUUAGAAUAUAAACAAAAACUUGAAGCAAAGGUAACAGAGAAAACGAAACAAGAUAAUUCAUCUGAUUUAUCGAUAUUUGAGCAACAUUUUACCGAAGAUGCGGAAUCGAGUGACGAUCUCGAAUUACAAAAAGAGAAAUUUCACUCGAAACAGUUAUCUUACUUUGCUAUUCAAUCAUUAAUAUCCAUUCUAUUAAUCCUUAUCAAAUCUGCCGAAAAGAAUGAUCCAUUCAUAAUUCAGCAAAUUCUCACAUUGGCAGGACAAUUAUGUGAACAACUUCCAAUGAAAAGUUUAUUAUCAGAACACGCACUCUUAUAUAAAUCACUAGCACCAUUGAUACGUUACACUCAAGAAUUAUCGUCAUCAGCAGAUAAAGCUGUAUCAAAGCAGGCAAUGAAGAUUUUGCUGAGUUUUUCUGUUGCCAAAGGAUCUUUCGAAGAUCUUUUGUUAUUAUUGAAACAGUUAAUCUUCAAUACCAAUGAGGUUUUCAAUGUUCGAGGUUUAAUCAAACAAUUGAACAACAAUCUAAUUGAAAUUAUGAAAGAGUCAUCAGAAGAAAGAGAAUUUCCUUCAUUGGACUAUUUAAAAACAAUUCAUUCUUAUCCUAAUGAGCAGUUACUUCAAAUCAAUGACAAUCAAUUUACAGGUCCCUUUCUCUCUUCGAUUAUUCUUUCACAUCUAGAUAUUGAGAACACUAUCCACUCGCCUGUCGAACAAUGUCACUUAUCAUCUAUUUCUUGUGAAUUUCAUAGAAAAACUUUUCAGGAUUUGUUUCAUAUUAUCGAAGGUCUAGCAGAAUUGAUACGUCCCGAAUUGAAUCAAAUUCUGACUGUUUGUUUACGCUUGUUUACAAUGCAUUUACAGAUACUUGUUGAUCACUCGAAUGAUCGAUCAACGUAUAUUUCGGAAACGGAUUUGAAAGUGUGGUUUGAUCUAUUAUUCAAAUUAUCGUCCAAUGAACAGAUCUCCAUUAGUAAAGAAGCAUCGAAAGCAUUGAUUCAUGUUAUCAAUCUGCAGACAACAUCAUUUAUCGACAAAUUAUCAUUGUUUCAACAGUAUAUUAGUGAAAAUAAGCAUCGGAGUUUAAUCGAACAAUUGGUUAUUGAAUUGAAUAAGACCGAAAUCUUAGCAAAUUGGAUUGAAAGUUUAUGCGACGAAACGGCAAAAUCAACAGCACUGAAUAUUCUCUAUUGGUUUAUUGAUCGAUACUUCAACGACAAAGAAAACUCGAAUACGGAAGCGUUAUUGAUAUCAUUUCAAAAGAUUUUAUUCUACCGGUUAAUCGAUUCUUGUGAAAAAAAACUUGCAACGAACGAACUAAGUCGUUUAUUUACAGAUUAUUUAACUUACAUAUUUAAAAAGUAUCUUGAACAAAAUUCAUCUGAGAAUGAACUCUUCUCAAUGAUUCUAAAUAACUUAGCAUUGAUGAGCAAUUCGAAUGAGAUGUUCAAUUACGAAUGUAACCAACCGAUUUUCAUCUCAAUUCUGCCUUUACUGGCUGAGUAUUGUCUUCAUCAUCUUGAUAACAAUUUUCUCGCUUAUUUACUCGGAAAACUAACGUAUGUGCUGAUCAUCGGCUCACCUCAAGAUUCUCUCGAAUCCAAACAUUUCAACAAACUGAAACUACCUCUAUUCUCAGGCGGAUGUGUAACAAAUGAAAACGAUGAUUUACUAACAACAACAUUAGCGAAUUAUAGUGAUUUUAAAGUAGAUAAUUCAUCUAUUAAGGAUGAAGAAGAAUUUCUUAUGUCAAUUUACAACAAUACUAAUGAUGGUGCACGACUAAUAACAAAGUUGAAAGCAUCUCUUCGAAAUAAACCACAUAUGUUACAGAAAUCAAUUGAACAACAAGCUAACGAAGCUUGCGCAGCUAUUUUUGCUGUUUAUGUGAAAUUAUAUCAACGCAUCAAUUUAGCCAAAUCAGAAUUAGUACGAAAUGAUCAGAAUAAACCUCAUUCAAAGUUAAUCUCGAUCUUCGAAUAUGCCAAUCGUAUUUCCGCUGUGUUUUCGACAAUUAAAGGUCAAGGUGGUGAUUGUGUAGAGUUGCACAAACAAAUCAAGAUGAGAGCAUUAUUUCUUUUAUCAUCGGUGAAGGCAAGUGAUCUGAUCAGUCCGGUGAAAGAAGAGUUAACUUCAACGAAAAUGAUUGAUUAUACAAUCAAACCCGCGUUUCAUCGACAAUAUUCGCGGUGGACGAAAGCGCGACAUGUGUUGAAGAUUCUUCGUAAUCUAUUUCAGGCUUGUCUUCGUUUCAAACGAUUUAUGUUAGAGAAAAAACACAUCAUGGAAGAAAAAUAUGAUCAUGAAAGUUUGUUAAAUCGCACUAUCGAUCAUUUUGUUUACGGAGAUUUCUAUAAAACCUCCACGUCGAUGACGAUCGAAGAAAAACAAGGGGAAAUUGACGAAUUAAAGCAAUGUCUCGAACGGCAACAUCAACGGGCAAUGCAGCGGUUAAUCACCUAUCGUUUUAGUAGAACGUUUAUUCAAAAAAUUCUCAAUUUAAGCGAUGACAAAGCAGCGUUGAAAGUUCUCUCAGUAUAUUUACCUUUCAUGCGAAACAACGACUUCGAUUGGUCGUAUUUCGAUCUUAUUCCUGCCUCGAACAAUCAACUACGAGAUGAUAUUAGUAAUGUAUACUAUUCAAUUGUAAAACUUGUUCUACCAUCGAUGAUCAAAUCGAAUCAUUUUGCACAAAAUGUCUUUUAUUUGAUGAAUGUAUCAUAUGAACUGAUUGAUAUUUCUCAUUUGUAUGCGUUUCGAAUUAUUGAAAACUUAUUUAAUUCGUUUGUUAGUUUGAGAGCUGAUGAUACAUCGACGAUUAAGGUUGAACUGCGAUUGAGCGCAUUCAAUUGGUUUCGUUUAUUGGUUUUGAGAUUGUGUGAAACAAUUGAAAUGGAAAAACUACGUGAUCCAGCAAGUCAAACAUUUCAACAACAAGCAAAGUUUGUUUUCAAUACACUGAUUUUCAAUAAUUUGAAAACGUUAAAAACAAGUAUGAUUUCAACGGAAAGUUCAACGAAUUCUUUGGAAAAUGUCGAUAUCAAAUGGUUUCUUCAUAUGAAGGAGAAUAAUGAAUCCAAAACGAUUCUUUUCAUCAAUCAAUAUAUCGCUCUUCUUCUUCGAUGUGUUUAUUUUUAUAAACAUAUUCUAUCGAUUUGCACAACUAGCGAAUAUCUACAAGAAUUACUUGACAUUUAUCAAUGCAACCAAUCGAACGUAACGCGCCUGUUGACAAUCAAACUUUUACGUCAUUUAAUUCCGGCGAUAGCCGACCACGCUGAUGGAAUUCCAAGAGCUAUAAUACAAAAAUUUCUAAUCGAUGUAUUAGAUGCCAUUGGCGAUGAAACUUCCGUGUCUGAAGAUAUUCUUGCAGAGUUGAUUUCCAUGUACCGCACGAUUAUGACGGUGGAAUCAGCAUGGAAAGCAAUGGCAGUUGAACUCGUAUGUAAUUCGAUUCGGUCGAAUUUGAAUGCGGACUCCAUUGAGAGGAAUAAUUCCGGUGAAAUGAAAAGUCUUCGUGCAGCGCUAAAUGUUCUCGGUGGUUAUAUCGAACCUUAUCGAUUAGGUUCGAUUGUAAAUGGAGAAAAGAAUAAGAAAUUAAAUGACGAUUCACCACUAGCGUUGAUUAUUGAAAUAAACCAAACGGAAAUGCCAUAUGUGAUUCAAUAUUCGCAGACCAAUCAAACUGAGUCCGUAUCAAUCGAUAAAUUACAACUGAAAGUCGAUGUUCCACCACCCAGUUUACCUGAUCAAUUCGAAUCACUCCUAGAUCUGUUCGAAGAGUUCAUACAAAUCGAUACUAAAGAAUCUUUAAUGUUUGUACAAUUGAAGCGUUUGGCCAUAUCUGUUUUGUACUAUCUAUUGAAUAAUACUAAGGUUAUUGAAAUCUUCAUGCAAAAGCCAUGUGCGUCUCUCCUGGCAAAACUUUGCGUAAACUCACCAAUGGAAGGGGACAACCAACAACCAAAAGAUCUACGUGUAUUUGAUAAGCAACACCUAGAACAAUACUAUCUAAGUUUGAAUCACUGUGAAUCAAAAGGGGAAAUCACUCAAGAUAAUGAAGAGCAAGAGAUCGUACAAGAUUCUAUCAUCGUCACUGAUCAAGAUGAUUCAGCAUAUACAAUUUGGAACAGAACCGCAUUUAAAAGUAACCCAUCGAUCGUUGAUGCUUUAACUACUCAUCAAGGCUGGAAACCGUGCAUUUCGGAAGGAGAAUUGCAGUAUUAUAAGCGCGGACGGACAGGUGAUAAUGUAUUUUCGAUUGCACCGAGGCCACGCAAUAUUGCAAGUAAUGAUGUAAUGCAGGAAUGUGGAGUUAAACAUCGCUUUCGUGGACGAAUCGCACCGAAUUAUGAGAACACCACAGUUAGUUUCCCGACAUUUGUUCUUGAGAAUAUAGCUGUGAGCGAAGGAAAUUGGUAUUUUUGUGUUCGUUUACCAGUCGGUGGUGUUCUUCAAAUUGGUUGGGCGACCACCGAGUUCUGCCCGUCGGGCAGUACGGGUGUUGGUGAUGAUAAAUAUUCUUGGUCAUACGAUGGAUCUCGUGCUGUAUUUUUCAAUGACCAAGGUUUUUAUUCUCAAUUCAAUGACAUUCGUUGGAAUGAAAAUGAUGUUUGUGGUUGCGGAAUUGAAAUCAAUGGAAAGAAUACGAAAAUUAAAUAUUGGCUGAAUGGUAAACUCUUAGGCACAGCUUUCGAACAUGAUAAAUACAUUCCUCUAUCAACGACGAAAUGUAAUCUCUUACCACAUGGCCUCAUUACCACUUAUUAUCCUUCAAUUACAAUCCAAUGGGGUUCGGAUCCAUUAAGAUCUUGUGAAGUCAUAGUAAGUCCAGAGGAUAUGCAAGAUUGCCCACUACCUCAUGGUUACAAGCCAUUGAUGUUGCCUGACACUGUUCCGGUUAAUAAUGUUCUAGUUGAUUAUCCAUUUCAUGCAUAUCUUGUUAGCAAUGCUCAACAAGAUUUCGUUCUCGAAUCAAGAACGAAAUCUACGGGAAAUCUUCUACGUGAUUUUAUCCACGAACACAAUCUUCAAACCACGUUUAUUCUCGAGCAAGAUCGUUUAGUCUUACCAGAAGAUAGUCCUGGAUUUCUCUUAUCAGUAAACAAUGAGGAAAUAACAACGCUGACUAUCAGUUUUGAUUUCGAAGUUUUGAAUGAUUCCCAUGACAUUCAAUUGAUCACAUUUGAUUCAACCGACAUUAUUUGGCAGAAACCAAAUGAAUUAGCUCACUGUGUAAUCAUAUUCUUAGCCAAAAGGCGACAAUUAAAAGUUUAUGUGAACAACCAAUGUCAGAUAUUUUCUGAUACGAUUUCUAAUGAAACAAUCAAAAUCUUAAAUAUGUACAUCCUACCUGGUACAGCAGCGAGAAUGAAUAAUUUAGCUGUAUGGAAGCAUGCUCUUUCUGAAGAACAAAUUCGUCGAUUGUUUACCUACGGCCUUUUCUAUGUGGGAAAUGAUUAUCAACGAAUAAAAGACUAUCGAAAACAAGUCAAUACCAUUACGUUUUUCGAAGGCCAAGCAUCGUUUGUCGAUGGAACUCUUCUUCCUUUUAAUGCACCCUUCAGCGAGAGUACCUGGGAACAAAAGAAAAAAGAAGCAGAACCUGACGAAGCAAAAUAUUUCAAAUCGUAUCAGGGUUAUUCGACCGUCGAAUUGCAUGGUCAUAAUACAUAUCUUAUUCUCGACAAAUCUGACGACGAAUGGACUAGUUAUACGUUAGUAUUUGACCUAUGCAUUCCACAAUACCCGCCAUUAGGUGAAAAAUUAGUAAUUGUCACUCUAAAUUCGCGAUCGAUGAUUUUCAUCGCCUCGAAUGGAAAACUUUGUUUGAAAAGUGAAGACCAGAAAGAUGAAAGUACCAAUCCGAUUGUGCUCAAUGAAUAUUUUCGUUUAUUUAUUACUGUUCAGCCAGGCUCUAUAGAGAUGUACUUCAACAAUGAUUUAAACUUCACUACAAAGAUCGAUGAUGAUCGCUAUGAUAUCAAAUCGAAUUAUCUUGAAUUCUUUCGUCAAACCGAUGAAACAAAUAGCAUAACCGAUGAAAAUACUCUUCGUGUAGCAUUAAAAUCUCUUACGUAUCUUAAUCGAGCAAUAACACUCGAUCAAUACCGAUCACCCACUCUUCUCCUACCUCCUACUUCGAUCAUUGGACCCAGUCUUCUAGCAAUGGGAUAUAAAAACUCAUGGAUCGAGACAACGAUUGACCAAUACAAACCAUCCGAUCUCAGUGUCAUCCAUACGAUUUUACGCGAACAAAAGUCGCAAUUUAUCAAAGCAGAUCUGGAGCAUGAUCGAAAGCGCUACGAAAAUCUUCUAACUAAGAUCGAUCCAUCAAUCGAUUCACAAUUAUUGACUGAUUUAUUGAAUCAGCCGACGCACAACAUAGCUGAACGUCUGUUCGCAUAUUGGAAAUCAAAUCCAUCGCUCAAAUUCAGUAAAGAUACCAUGGAAUUCGAGGGAAAACUUGAUCCAAAUUGGUUUAGACAAGCAAUCCAAGAUUUCGACAUGAAUCCGACGAUCUACGAGUGGAUUCAAGAGAAGUCCUCUACGGGCAGCAAUAACGAUGAUAUUUAUCAAUUAUUCGAUGUAGAUGAAUUAUCGAAAAAAAAGCAAACUUCAAUCACACCACCAUCAGUGCGGUAUUCACAUGAAAAUAUAUCAUUAAAACAAUUCCAGCAAGCUCGUUUAGCUUGUGAAUACGGUUUAACCACGAUCUACGCACGUUACACUAUUCUUAACAUGCUCGAAGUUUGGUCAUUAGACGAAACAGCUCGAUUUCCUCUGGAAAAAUUUGGCGACUAUAAAUUUUUAAUUUUUCUCUUAAAAAUCUUGGAUUCAACCAAACUCGAAAGAAAUGAAGACAUCGAUCGAAUUCAUAAUCUAAUUCAUUCGAUUGUUAAAAAUGAAUUAAAACAAUUGAUCCAAGAUACUAAUACAACUGAUUUAGAAAUUCAAGCACCGUUACUCUAUCAUUUACAGAAAGAUCUUCUCAUGCAUUCCAUUGAUUUUCUAUUUCAACCAUCUCUGUUAAGUCAACAGUCCGAUGUUGAUUUUUUCUUCAAAGUUGUGAAUUUACUCAUUGAAUUAAUCACAGAUAAAUCAUUGAUACACGCUCGACAAAUUGACCAUGUCGUUCCAAUCCUUUUCCCAACUCCGUUAAUCAAUCUUCUCUUUGAUCUUUUCGUGAUCGUUCCAACACAUCAAUCGAAAUUAUUCAUCAUUAAUGUUUUUACCAGUUUAAUACAAAUCAGUAAGUCAGUCAAAUUGAACAAUCGCAUUGAAAAAUUCUUCUAUCAUUUAUUAAUUGAAUUAUCAUCGAAAUCGGUUUCACUGAGUAGUACUUCGAAGAAAAACUUCGAAAUUGCUUUAGCUGACUUUGUUUACGUCCUGUUAACUGAACAGAAGAAACCCUCGACAACUGGCAGCAAACAGAUUCAAGAAUUCCAAUCCAAACUACCCGAACACAUCCAAAAUUUGUUCAUCAGCGUCAAUGCUAUUCACACAUGGACGAAUCCGACGAAAGAAAGUUCGUUACCCGAAGAAUUUCUCAAGCAAACUAAGAAGUUCUUAGUUGACAAGUACAAAAUUACUCAGGAAGACUUUGGAAAAUCCAACCAACAUUUUAACCAUCUUUCCGAUCAAGAUUUGAUCAAUUUCAUGAACAAUAGUUCGCAAUUAAAUGAUUCGAUAACAAGUUUUCUCGACAGUCUCCCAAGCGAAUCGGAGCCGAACGCCGCAUUCUAUAGCAAUUACCCACAUUUAUUAAACAUUCCAGCUGAUGCGAUUCAGAUCCGUGCAAAAUUCAUUUAUGUCCUGAACAAAUUUGUUGAAGAUAGUCUCUCCUUGGUUGAUUUCAACCUCCCACAAGGACGCAGUUAUCUCACCGAUCAAAUUCGUCAAAUAAAGAAUUAUCUCUUAACAUCGACAAAAAUGUCGUGUUUCAGGGAAUCGCUACAAAAAACCGAAGGUGCCUAUACCAAUGAUUAUCAAAAUGUCCAUUUCGAUACAGUCAAAGCCAGUACAGAUACUGACAAGAGUGAAAACACGAUGUUUUACCAAGCUUAUCAACAACUGUAUGCGAACGCACAUGUAAUCUUUCGACGUGGAAAUGAACAACUAUGGCAAGCACAAUACACCGGAAUGCAUAGCACAGAUUCCGGUGGACCUUAUCGUGACUCGAUUACGAGAAUUUGUAUGGAUAUAUGUUCGACGAGAUUACCAUUGUUUAUUUUAUGUCCAAACGGACGAACAAAUAGUGGCUUGAAUCGUGAUUGUUGGAUUCCGCAUUCGUUUCCACCGAAUAAGCCUAUCUCGAAGAAAAUUGUCCAACAGUAUCGAUUUGUUGGACAGUUGAUGGGUUUAGCUAUGCGGAAAAAACAUUACUUAGAUAUCAAAUUUGCUCAUCUUGUAUGGAAGCAGCUUUUAAAAGAAGAAAUUACCGUUGAAGAUAUCGAAGCAAUAGAUAUUCAAAGCUUUCGAAUUAUUAAUGAAAUGGAGAAGAAUAUUGAAACGAUGAGAUUAACUGAAACAGAUAAUGACAUGGGAUCGAUGUUUAGCAGCAUUAUGAGCGAAUUACGUUUUGAUGUUGUCAGUUCCUCAGGUUUAACUUAUGAAUUAGUACCAAGUGGAUCGGAACUUCCAAUAACAGCAUCCAAUUUCAAACAAUACUGUUCUUUGUAUCGACAAUAUCGUUUGAACGAGUUUAAUCGACAGAUCAAUUUCAUUCGCGAAGGAAUUUUUAGUAUCGUUCCAUCGUAUUACUUAAAUUUGUUUACAGCAAAUGAACUGGAAGAAACUGUCUGUGGUAAAGGCCAAAUUGAUGUUGAAUUAUUAAAGCGCAACACUACAUAUAGUUAUGAGUAUAAUCCAGAUUGCGAGACAAUCCAAUUGUUCUGGACAGUUCUUAGUGAUAUGUUUACCGAUGAACAGAGGAAAUUGUUUUUGAUAUUCGUUUGGGGUCGAAAUACAUUACCAACUCGAGAUGAAGAUUUUCAAUGUAAAUUUACUAUUUCGAAAUUAGAUAUUUACGGAGAUGCCAGUCCUGAUAAAACACUUCCACGUUCUCAUACAUGCUUUUUUACAAUUGAUCUACCGACUUACUCAACCAAAGAAAUCAUGUACGAACGAUUGAAUUAUGCGAUCACAUGCUGCUCAAGUAUUGAUGGUGAUGGUACAAUAAAUGAUGCGCCUAAUGCGGACGAGCUCAUUUUCGAGGAUAUUUUUGAUUGA
Messenger RNA from Adineta ricciae, 9564 nucleotides. The record is from the annotation of a GenBank genome assembly. Lineage: Eukaryota; Metazoa; Rotifera; Eurotatoria; Adinetida; Adinetidae.